Messenger RNA from Rhipicephalus sanguineus (brown dog tick), 7074 nucleotides. RefSeq names its product Down syndrome cell adhesion molecule-like protein Dscam2. Gene Ontology annotation, cellular component: plasma membrane; axon. The record is from RefSeq and is a predicted model, not a curated record. The transcript has 15 exons. Gene Ontology annotation, molecular function: protein binding. Bases 203 to 2602 code for a protein of 799 amino acids. Gene Ontology annotation, biological process: axon guidance; cell-cell adhesion. NCBI's taxonomy places the organism in Eukaryota, Metazoa, Arthropoda, Arachnida, Ixodida, Ixodidae.
UGUGGCGCCAAAAGUCCGUGAGGUGGGCUUUAACAACCGCAAAGCCACGAAGAGAUGUCAGCGUUCGUGUGACGACUUGCCCGAAGCAAACGCGUACCGAGCUUGGAUUAACGACGGAUUAGCCGCCGUCUCGCGUCGUGCCUCAGCUGUGCAGAUGUGUCUAGCCGUGCGGUGAAGCCAUCGCACAGGCGAAGCUCUCGUGAUGCGACCACCACGUUCCAGGAUUUGGUGCUACGCGAUGAGAAUCGUGUUCAUCCUGCCUUUGAUGAUUUCGUCGCAAAGCGGAGCUACAUCGCAUCAGGAUGUGCCAGUGAUUCAACCCUUAGUGUUCCCGUCCGACGUUGUGACUGGAGUGAACACUAGGCUCUUGUGCAACGUGCAAAAAGGAACACGGCCACUGACGUUCGCAUGGAUCAAAGACGGUGCCUCAGUCAGCGACGGUGUAUCGUCGCAGGAUGAUUUCUCGCUGCUCAGCAUAGACCCAGUGACGGCGGAAAGCGCCGGAAAUUACACCUGCGUCGUGAGCAACGCAGCGGGGACUGACCGAUACACGUCCACGUUGGAAGUGAAACAGCCGUCUCAGUGGAUUGAGGAACCCAGGGAUAUUUCUGCCGCCGAAGGCUCCGAAGUGCGGCUCAUGUGCGCCGCGACAGGGCGCCCCAAGCCCACCGUUACAUGGAGCCGGUGUGUCUCAGGAGGCAAACACAGCUUAGUCUGCGGUGACUCCGAGACACCGGUGCCCGUCAGGACCAGCAACGGCAGCGUCUCGUUCGUACGAGUAACCAAAAAGGAGGAAGGAAGGUACGCCUGUUUCGUGGACAACGGCGUCGGAAAGCCGCUUAGGAAAGUGAUCCGCGUGGCCGUCAACGUGCCGGCCAAGUUCACCGAGAAGCACAGCGUGGUGACCGCUCGGCGAGGCGAGAACGCGCGGCUCGUAUGCGACGCACAGGGAGACCAGCCGCUCACGGUCGCCUGGUCCAAGGGCGUGCAGAAGAUCGACCGCGGAGGAAACUCGCGGCUGGAAAUAUUCGAGACCAUGACAGACAGCGGCCUGCGCUCGGAGCUGUUCAUUUCCAGCACGGAGCGCAGCGACGGCGCAGUCUACACCUGCCGCGCCGAGAACGAGUUUGGCCACGACGAACGCACCAGCAAGUUGUUGGUCGUCGAGGUUCCCGGUCAGCCACAAGAUGUCAAGGUCUCCGAAACGUGGAGCCGCUCAGCGAGCGUCAGUUGGUCUCCGCCAUACAGCGGCAACAGCCCUGUCGCCAAAUACGUCAUACAAUACUGGAAGGACUCCGGCACAGCGCACAGGCUUCAAGAAGUGGCCGUGCCCGGAUCGCAGACAUCGGCUCUGGUGGGAGACCUGCAUCCCGGUUCCACCUAUCAUCUGAGCAUCCUUGCCGAAAACUCAGUCGGCGUCGGUCUGGCCUCGACACCUGUCAAGCUGCACACGGGCGAAGAAGAGCCAAGCGCAGCGCCAACCGACUUCCAUGUUGAAGCCAGGGGGCCAAGUACCGUGCGCGUUUCCUGGAAGCCUCCACCGCCCGACGAAUGGAAUGGCGACCUGCUGGGCUACUACAUCGGCUACAAGCCGACGUCGUCGGGCCAGCCUUACUCGUACCGCACCAGCGAGUUCCGGCCGAACGCCAGCCACGAGUUCUUCCUCACGGGCCUUCAACGGGGCACAGAGUACGCGGUCAUCGUGAAGGCCUACAACGCAGCCGGCUCCGGGGUCGCCUCGCACGAGCUGCACGUCAAGACACUGGACGGAGAUGUGCCACCGCCCCCGAAGGUGUUCGUCUCCGGCACGACGCAUUCGUCCAUCACUGUCACCUGGCACCAGCAGUUCGCCGGCGGAGUGAGAGGUUAUGUGCUGCACCAUCGGCCCGAAGAGAGCACCCAGGACUGGAAAGAGGUGAACCUCGACUCGCGCACGUCCUCGUACACCGUGUCGGGCCUCGAGUCCGGCGUCCUCUACCAGUUGUACGUCAGCGCCACCAACGAAUACGGCACGGGCGACCCCAGCGAGAUCAUCACCGUCAGGACGCACAAGGCCGGCGGUGUGAUGCAAUCCCCGAUCUUCGGAGACGCCAGCACCCCGCUCUACCUGAACCUGUUCAUCAUGAUCCCCGUGCUGGCCAGCUUGGUGACCAUCGUGCUCGUUGUCAUCGUGACGUGCGUAUGCCUCCAGCGAAUCAAACGCCGACCUCCGCAACCGCCUCUCCAGCCACCACCGGGCACCAUGGAGAGGCGCAGCAAGCAGUUCGCCGCCGGCCUCGACGGACACCCGCAGAUGACAUCGACGAGCGCCCGGCACGCCGAGAAGGCCCAGCAGGCGGCCGGCGAGUACACGGGCCUAUCGCAGCGCUACGUGGAGGUGCAGCCACCGCCGCUGCCCGCCGACCACCCGUGCGCGCUGUACCCGGCGCCCUGUGCUACGCUGCCCAUGACCGAGGAGCUCGAGGCCAAGAUGGCCAGGCACAACGUCAACCAGGAGAUGAAGACGUUCCUCGCACAGAACCGGGAGCUACCGACGCUUCCCAUGGGCGCCAAGGCCUCCAUGUCCAUCAAGAAGGACCACAUGUACGAGAGCGCCCAGUGAUGCCACGCCGCGUGAAUUACGCGCACGGAUUCCACCACGGAGGUGGACACGGGCAUCGGGCGUCCUCGGACUACCAUCGUCGUCGUCGUCGCACUUCGCUUCUCUCACGUUUCACCACAUCCGCAACAAAACGGAAACCACAGAGCACACAUCCGGACCCCGCUGUUUUCCCGAUCCUCGGCGUUCGCAAGUUUACUACGCUCAACCACGAGCGUGCCUGGCGUGUCACGAUGCAGUGCUCUUUACUGUCCUGUUAUGUGAGUUAAAUAUGCUAUAGAUAUCGCGCUUAGCGUACGCGCCAACAUGGAGAACUCGUGAGCUGCUGGCGCCUCGACAAACUAGUCACAGCAUUCUUAUGCUGGCCUGCCGAUGAGUUAGUUAGCAGCUUGCUCAUUCCUCAACGGUAACAUGUUGCCUCAACGAGUUAGUGACCUACGAUAUUUAGAGAACCCGUUGAGGCAGCAUAAAACCAUUUGUUGCAACAACAGCGCAACGCCAAUAUUUGUGUGCGAGAAAGAGAGGGAAUACAGGAAAGGCAGAAAGUUCACUAGACUAUGUCCAGUUUGCUACCCUACACAUGGCGAAUAUGUGUUUGAAUGCUACAACUAUGGAGCUGGCUUCCUGUGAAUGCAACGCGGUUCUCAGCAAUGCAUGAAGCUCACGCGGCGCUUGUAAGACGUUCCACGGUGUCAAUCACCGGUGUUUUGCUUCGUUCACUGGCACUACUCCAAAGAGAGGCUCCUCCAUUUUGUUGAUGUUUGUGUACCCUGUGAUUCUGCGCGAGAUUAGGAGUGUUGGUGAUGCCGUGCGGUCAUAACACUUGAAGUUACUACAUCGAUUAUGUUCUAUCCUCAGUCGUGGCUGGGUUCACGAAAAUAGAAUGCUCAUGCGGAUAGUUAUAGCUACGCUCCUGUUUGAUGAUCCAGGAGUGAACAACGCGCAGUCGUCACCACAGUGGCCGCAUUCUUGGUCGAUCAAUUACAACAAUUACUACAACUAUUGUAUGAUGUGACGGCCAAUGAGACACCUCAUCAAACCUUUCAACGAAGUCGCGAACUGAACUGUGGGAUACGAAAAUAACGUUCGUUUGUGGAGGAGGCGUGCGUGCUUGCUUUCAUCACGGCCACUUUCGCUAGCUCCAACAAUCAAAAUGCAAUGAAACUACCGUAGAAAGUGGUCCAUCGGAAAUGAAUCUUCAGGUUGCUGAAGACAGAAGCUAUCAGAGAGGAAGCAGGUGGUGAUGCGAUAACUGAUUGACGGCAUCGCAGAGACUGUCGAUAUCGUGGCAGCACAAGCUCGAGAUUAUCAUUUUGAACCUUCGCACGGUUGUGCAGGGAGCCCUUGCGAAACGCUUGAGGGCCCGAUCUGAUUUCGUUUGUUUAUUAUUAUUAUUACUUGUUUCGAACGCCACGCUCCGGUUAUGCUCAAGUCUGUUCUGAAUGGUGCGUGAGGAUAUACGUAUGACAGAUGGUAGCCAGGCGUUCACCUGAAAUCGUAACUCUUCGCGCUGUACAUAUGUACUUAUGAUUUACUGCCGUAUAGAUUGCAUUCUAUGCUUUCCACACACGUUUCAGUCGAGUGUUCACUUCUGCACGCACGUUAAUUCACUUCGUUUGCGUUCCUUAACAUCAAUAGUGUGUCCCUGCGGUCGCUGCUGCGAGUCAGCGCGGCGAGCGUUACGUUUAACGGUUACCCCUACACGCUUUCGUUUUCCGUACGCAUUGACCACGCCUACCAAAUUUCUUUCCCGUAGACUUAAUGUGCCCCGUGUCAUACCCUAUAUAAUAUCUUUGUCUUCAUCCCGUCGCCGUUUGCACACAGCUCUAACUGAGAAAUACACGAAGCGAGAACCAACGUCACACGGUGCGGAUGACACUUCGUCCAUAUGCCAAAUGUGCCGGACGGUACCCGCCGCGAGGGCGCGGUGUCUUUAACGUCAACGUUAGUAGCGGCCACUAUGGUUCUGCCGCAAAGGCGCGGCGCCUAACGUCAGCGUUAGUAGCAGCCAGCCGUAUGCAGCAGCGCGACAACUGAAGAGGCGGCGCUAAGGUUUAAUCUAUAUAGGGUAAUCGUCAGUUGCCAAACGUGUGUAGGCAGGUGUGAGGUGAUGCGUGGUAGGACAAUUCCUAUACUUGUAGAAAGGACAGCCGUUACAGGGUGAGACCCAACGUCUCGCGCGUGUUCUGCCAUACAUACUGUGCUGUAACGUUGCGGUGUGGUCGUGAAAAAACUUUGUUCAGUCUCGCUCGUCGACUUUGUACCCGUUAGAUGAAAACCCUCACGCUAAUGCGUCGCUUCAAUUAUCUCGUUUCCCGUUCCCCGCAAAAAGAGCUCUGGGACACUUUUGCAGCCAAAACAAGACCGUAAAAGUGUGGCCGAGACGUCCGGCAUUAGAAAUCGUUUCGCGAGAAAUAUCUUGUCCUUCUGAAGGACAUUUACAGUUCUGGCUUCCCUCAUCUGGCAACAUUGCAGGUUCACGCAAACAGGGUCGCGGAAGUCAGCAAUGCGCCUCGAUCGUCGCAUUAAGCGGGUAAAACAAAUUUCGGAACGAUGUUCGAAACAAGACGCAGUCAGCACAAUUGAAAUAGUCUUUGUACACGCAGGGUCAACGCAUUGCACCAGAACAUCCGGUGACACGGUCAGAGCAGCUGCGCAGAACUUUUUAGUUAGUAGCAAGAUAUUUCUUUAUCGUACAAAGGCUUCCUUUGUAUGCCAACAUAUUUUUUUCGUCGAGUGAAGUGUCUAGUUCGCGACAGCGCUCAUAUAAGUACGUACGCCGUGGGUCCUCCUAUUUAGACGAUAUUUCGACGUAGUUAAACGAGGUCACAACAAACAUUCUUGUUAUCUCCCGCCCCUAGCCGCAUGCAGUGUUGAAAAAAUAUUGUGCACCUUUUUCUUUCACACAGUUGUUUGUUGUAAAUAUUAGGUUUCAAGUUUUUUGAAUGCAUGUCUUAUGGUGUCCCUCCACUUGAGCGCAAUGAAUGCUUAGAUAACAUGCAACCUUUUUUCGGGAAUGUAAAAAUUAUUUAUAUUAAUUGUGGCCGCUGGCAACACUGCGGGACAACUUCGGCAUAACCUGAACAUUUGCGCAACGACACGGAAAACAAGAAUAAGCGCUUGUUAGGAACGACAACAUCGCCGUUUCCUAAGUGGAGUUUGCCAAUUUCAGUGUUAUGUGACUGGAUGUUAUGUGUAGCGUUAUUUUAACAUAUUCGCGGUCCACGUGACUGCGUUUCAUGUUAACUCCAGUGUUAUGGGAAUGAACCGUGUUUGUGAACUGUAGUGUUAUGUGACUGGACUGCAUUUUCUGUUGUUUUUCGUGCCGAUAUGUGAAUGGACUACGUGCUCACGUGAUUUUCUUUAUGACCCGACUGACUUGCGUGAACUGUGCUUGGGUGGGAGUUUAUGUGUAAUUUUUUACGGCUGUGAUUUUCACCAAUUGUAUUAUCUGUGAAAAGGAGUAACUGACGCUAUAUAAAAGCGGCAAAAUCUCCUAAACAAUAUAUAAUUUUUAAAAUAUACAUCGCCAUUUCAAUCAACACGUUAAUUUUCCUUUAUGGUCAAUCUCACAAGUUUGGAAUAAGUAUAGUUUUGUUCUUUUUGAAGUUUUAGAUGUUUAGUUAACCUUAACGCCACAGGUUAAAUAUUUCAUUCCUUCUACGUUUGCCUCUCUCCCUCAGCAGAUUUCCACAAAGGUAUUUACCAAUACUUUCUUUGCGGUACUGCAAACACACGAAAUCAACGCAAGAAUACAGGCAGAUGGCGAUGGAAGAUCGCGAACAUCGCUUAAACAUAACGAGAAAACAUAUUUUCGCAAGAAGUUUCAUCUAAUGAGGGUUGUUUAAGCAUUGGUGUGCUUACUAAAGCCAAGCCAUUUGGCUUGUUUUCCUGCGCUAUGUUGGCAAGUAAACCGCGGCUGUGGGCUACUUCAUUUUUCCUUUAAUCCAAUCAUUUGCGAAUACACCCUUUAGGUAUACCGCAUGUCCACAUUAAACUUCGAUUUACAUACUUACGAAUACCUAGAAGGCUACAGGGCCACAGAGACACUCAGCAAGGCAAUUUUCUGACGACAUGAAGAUGUUUAAUUACACUUUAUGGUUCAUGAUAACGUAACACAACUCUGCAUACAUUACAAACUAAACCACAGAUAAAUGACUGCGACGAAGUGUCCCGCAGUGCUGACGAGAAGCUACGAGCUUCGUGUACAGUGUAUAUUCCUUUUCACCUUCUUCGUGUGUGCAAGCAUACAUCGCAAUGGUGUUUCAUAUAUCGUCUUUGUGUGCGUGAUGUGAAAAAAACAAAUCGAACACUGCUGUUGUCACACUGUUUUUUGUCUUGUGGCUGAAUCAACGCGAGAGUCCUGAAUGAGCCCUUCUUCUUUUGUAAAACGGCAUUACAUACCUUGUCAUAUUUGUAAAUAACGGAAAAAUAAAGAAAAGACCGCCGUUUUGGUUGUCCUUCAAAUCACCAAA